GUUGCAGCACAGAGCAACCAGCAUCUGUCUGAGCUCUGAAAUCCAGCAAGACAGAGGUGCACUGGAAACACUUGAGAUUAUUUUAUUGUCCGAAACAGAUCAUAGUGGAGUAAGAAGCAGUGCAGCAGCUUAUGACAGGAAGUAACGUGUUCCUGUGUACUGCUCUGACCCCAUUUUAUGUGGGCCAGCUGUGCAAGUCUGUCUGCUAGAAAGGUGGAAGUGGUAAGACACUGUUUCAUUCCUGGGGCAAUUUUUAACUGAAUUAUUAAAUGUAAACCUUAUGUCACAUUUGUACAUUAACUUAUUAUUGAGAAAAAUGUAUCCUAUUCUGUAGCAGGCUAUUCUUUGACUUGUAUUUUAAAUAAUCAUUUAAUAAGUCAUGCAAAAUUGCAAAGAUAAUAUUGUAAGGUCUCAACUUUGUGUUUUGUAUAAUAUUUUAAGUUUAAUAUUUAAAUAAGACAAAGUUUGCAUCCAUAAUGUGUAGGCUCUUAAGCUUAAUAUUUAAUUUGGUCAAGUAAAUUUGUAUUUUAUAUAAUAUUUUAGAUUUUAAACAUAAUAUUCAAAUUAGGCUAAUUUCCAUGAAUAGCAUUGUAGGAUCUUAAUCGGAACAUUUAAUUUAAUUAGGUAAAUUUGGAUAUUAUAUAGUAUUGUAGGGUCCUAAGUUCUAACUUUAUUCUUUAAACUUGUUAGGAGAUUUGCAAUGUCAGUCUGAUUUUCUUCAUAUUUUUUCCUGCAGAACUCAGAGUCUGCAUACUUUUCAGUUUUUUAUGUGUUUAUCUUAAAAGAAAAUAUUGACUGACGAUUUACUGCAGCAUGUCUGAUAAUCUGUUCUUCACUGCCAUUUAGUGGCAAAUUUUUAGCAUUCAAAAAUUAAAUGCAGCAUCAAAGCUGCCUCAUUUUAUCAGGGAUGUACCCCUGACAACGCUGUAACUACGACUUAAUAACUCAAAAUUCUGAUCACAAGGAAGAUGCAGUAAGUUAAAUUGGGUUCUCUACUAAUUACACUGAUGUCUGUUUACUACAGCAAAGAGAAAAAAUGAGACCACAAUGUAGUACUAAACUGAAAAAAAAUUUACACUUAAAUCAACAGAAAUUAAUAAAGAAAUCCCACAGAAUCAGAAAUAACAAUGAAGUGAAAAAUAAUAAUAAUAAUAAUAAUAAAUAAAUGAAGUUCUUUAGCUCCAGUAGUUCACAAUCAAGACUUGGAAGACCUUUUGUUUUUUCUCAAGGAUCUGUUUUUAAAAUUUAAUUUCUCUUUAAUAUUUGAUGGGAAAAAAAGCAUGCAUGGAUGAAAUUAUGUUGCAAUAUUUUCAAAAUAUUUUGUCAUGUCUUCACUUGAAUCCUCCUAAACGUAUAAUUAGGUAGAAUGUUCCUUGUCUUUUGUAGUUUACUUGUACAUUUUCAAACAGCUUUUUUUAAUGACAGUGCGAAGUGUUUUCGGCUAGUUUAAUUCAGCACAGCAACUUAAAGUGAAUGUGUAAUUAAUGUGUAUUCCAGCUGCCAGAUGCUCGUUCAGCUGCUACAGUAAAGAAAUCAGCAACGGCAACAAUGCUUAACAUUACUUACACCAGUUUUUUUUUCGAUUGACAUAGAUGGAGCUAACCCAAAUUCAUGAUCUUAUAAUCCAACUGUUCAGCCUGCUACGAAAAAGAAAAAAGAAAAAGGGGGACACAUGGUCAGGCGCGCGGUGACGUCACUGAUGAGACCUUUUGUGACUGGCUUAUUCAGAUCAGCAGCACGGUUUGACAGACAAAUAGUGACGCAGCCUCUGGUUUGUUGCUAAAUUGAAUCAACACAGUUUCUCGAAGCAGAAUAAUAUGUGAAUGAUGAUCAGACUCAUGCUGAGUGCCGUUUGUCGCCACCGACAGCAAACUCUCGGAGCGAAUCGGUGUUGAAAAAUGUGGCAAUUAUUUAAAAGUCAUGAGCUUUAUUGAUGUCACAAGAUAUCAUGUAUCAUCUGAAUGCUGCGUAUUUGCAGGUUUCUUAUUAAAAUGCUGUGCUGGCCUUAUUACUGCCAACACAUAUACCUGUGUAAUUAGCUUUUGGGGCAUCCAAAAAUAUAUUCCCCAAUGUGAGUCCCCUGAGAAAAAACAGUGAAAAACACCACAGAAGGCAGAAACAAAAUCGCUGCGCAGUCACAAAAUAUAAACCCUGUCUGAGUUUAAAUUUAAGCAAAACUGAAAUCCUGCAAUCACCGAGCAGAAAUGCCUCCUCGUACAUCUUUUAUGUUUUUGGUGAAAUGUCAACACGCAAUUCCAGCAUCAGAAGGAGCCGAGAAGCCUUUUGAGAUCAGGCACAGUGCCUCGCCUCAGCCUCUGCACGUCUGCAUCUCUAAACCGUUGACCUUACAAAUGAGCAUGCUGCAUCAUUGUGAGAAUUGGUGUUUCUGGGCGGUGCAAAGUGGAGUAGAGCACAUCAGAGUGCAGGAUAUCUGAGAACAGCAGCGCACAGAGAGGCAGGCACAUCCGCCGCUGGAGGGAUCAAAUCUGUACCAUCUGACGCUCAAGGAUUUAUGGGUUUAGUCAAAAUUGCUUUUCCCACUGUGGAGAUUAAGCACCGUAGGAUGUUUUCCACUCAGGCCGUAGAAUAGCACAGUGUAGCUGCUGCCGUUGCCGUUUUUCCCCUCCUUGUUACCGGCUCCGGCGCUGGAGAAGGGAAUGUCUCAGGAAGGCAGAGUGCUCCAAACCCUGGAGGGGAGUCGAUUCUGAUUGACAGCGGAGGUCCGUCCUCUAGGGAAUGUGAACCAUGCAGGUGGAUGCGGUUCUUGUGCUCUUCUGUGUUUGGCUCGCCGGUGCAGCUGGGAAGAUGGUCCAGUCGAGAGGUCACAAGCUGGAAACCUACAAACAAAGCAGGUCACGAAGAGACACCAGAAUGGAUGGGGGUGGAGGCCACAAAUCUGGGAGCCCCAUUUACAAGCGAAGUCCAGACAUGACGAAGUCCCCAAUGACAAAAUCUGAGCAGCUCCUGAGAAUAGACGACCACGAUUUUACCAUGAGACCAGCAUUUGGAGGUCCUCCAAUUCCUGUUGGAGUAGAUGUUCAGGUUGAAAGCCUAGACACCAUCUCCGAGGUGGAUAUGGACUUCACCAUGACACUGUACCUGCGUCACUACUGGAAGGACGAGCGGCUGUCGUUUCAAAGCACCAACAACCAGAGCAUGACCUUCGACAGCCGCUUGGUGAAGAAAAUCUGGGUUCCUGACAUGUUCUUUGUCCACUCCAAACGCUCUUUCAUCCACGACACCACCACGGACAACGUCAUGCUGAGGGUUUAUCCCGACGGCAAUGUGCUCUACAGUCUCAGAGUCACAGUCACCGCCAUGUGCAAUAUGGAUCUCAGCCGCUUCCCUUUGGACACCCAAACCUGCUCACUGGAAAUUGAAAGCUAUGCGUACACAGAUGACGAUCUGAUGCUGUACUGGAAGAAAGGCAACGAAUCCCUGAACACAGAUGACAGAAUAUCUCUGUCCCAGUUCCUCAUCCAGAAAUUCCACACCACCACCAAGCUGGCUUUCUAUAGCAGCACAGGCUGGUACAAUCGCUUGUACAUUCACUUCACCCUGCGGCGCCACAUCUUCUUCUUCCUGCUGCAGACUUACUUCCCCGCCACUCUGAUGGUCAUGCUCUCCUGGGUGUCCUUCUGGAUCGACCGCAGAGCCGUCCCCGCGAGGGUUCCACUCGGCAUCACCACAGUGCUGACCAUGUCCACCAUCAUCACCGGGGUCAACGCCUCCAUGCCGCGGGUCUCCUACAUUAAAGCAGUGGACAUUUACCUCUGGGUCAGUUUUGUCUUUGUCUUCCUGUCGGUGAUAGAGUACGCAGCGGUUAACUACCUCUCCACCGUGCAGGAGAGGAAAGAGAGGAAGCUGAGGGAGAGACUGCCGUGUACUUGUGGCAUUGGAAACCCGGACGAGAUGAUGAUCGACCCCCAGAUCACUGGCUACGGGUCCAUGGAUGUGAACACCACAGGGAAUUAUGGGAUGCCAGAAAACGGCGGCCGCCAGGAGCGAAUUUUGGCCCAGGUGGCACUGAAUGACCCACAAAUCACAGGCCAGGUGAAGCCAUCCAGAGGCUACGUGAACAUCUGGAUAGACACCCACGCCAUAGACAAGUACUCGAGGGUUGUCUUUCCUGGAGCGUACAUCCUUUUUAACAUUAUCUACUGGUCCAUCUACUCAUAACCUGGGAUACAGGAAAUGCUGGAAGAGCCAUCCACGAUGGGAUGGCAAGAGCUCGGCUCAUUUGUGCAAGAGCUGGAAAGAUGACUUUGCAUUCGAUGCAACUUUUCAGACAGAGAAACUGCUCAUUAGAUGCAUGGGGACCAUAGAUGGGUGACCAUUGCCUUCUUGACCCAGCCACUUAAAACUGAUGAGUUUAAAUAUGAGCUACUGACAAGCAGGACGGUCAGUGUCACUGUUUUUGUCUCACUCUGGAAUCAGCGUGGUUUCAUGUUGUAUCUUUAACGUCGCAUCUCUGCACACAGAGACGCCCAAACAUGAACUUCUGUAACUCUGCAGUGCGACUCAUUUUUAAUGCAGUGACUCCAAGCACAUUCACAAAGCUGAAAAUGUGAACUGAAAACAGGUUUGCACUGAUAGCGCUGCCAGCGUAUGGACAGAUCCUACUGCUCUGCAUAAGAACGAAACCUGGUAAACAAUCACAAAGUAAAAAUCUUCAGAGGAGGAGUAGUUGACAAAUGUGUUUAUUAACUGCAUGAUGUCGAGUUAGCUGAGAAAGUCGCUGCCACUUAUUUAAAUAUGAGGCUACAUCCAGCAGCUAGUUAGCUUAGCUUACAGACAAAGUAAAACAGCCUUUGUCCAGAUUAAAAGUUCAAAUACCAGCACCCCUGUUGUUCAGUAAUUAUUUAAUCUUUUGAUUUAAUCUGUACAAAAACUAGUUUAAAAGGCUUGUUGAGUGCUGGAUGAUAUAACUCCUGGGAUCAGUAACUUCAUGAGAUUAAGAAUUGGAAUUGUUUCUUUAAAAAUGUUACUUUGGCUUCUUUAGUUCUGGAAGUUGCACUUUUCUUUUGCAGCAUGUUAGUAUGAUUCAGUUUAUGGUACAUAUUCUUGUGAACUUUGUAUUAAUGCAGUUAUUUUGCUGUCAGGCUACUGCGUUGCAUUUGUGUGAGUUGACAAAGUUUAGUAACAAGGCAAAAUAAUGCAGUAUAUUAAAGUGACAAAUGUAAAAAAUAUGUUUAGUAAGUUUCAAACAGAUUAUGAUAUUGACUUUUUUAAUGUCCUUAUUUCUUCUUUUUAUAUACAACUGAAGCUCAUCUCCUCUGUUUGGUGUUGUGGGGCUUUGAGGUUCAUUGUGACCUGUUAGUUGCUAGUUUUUUUUUGUUUGUUUAUAUUUUUUUGUCUUUUUCAGCUUCAAACAACUUUAUACUUUGUUAGGCAAAAGAUAUGUUGAAAAAUAUGUCAGUGAUUUAUGACAAUUUCAUCACCGAACAUGCAGAUAUUAAAUGAAACAAAACAUAUGUGUGGGAAAAUGUUGAAUAAAUGUUCUGUUUUAUGAAAA
This is a messenger RNA of Acanthochromis polyacanthus (spiny chromis), 5515 nucleotides long. RefSeq names its product gamma-aminobutyric acid receptor subunit rho-1-like. Gene Ontology annotation, biological process: nervous system process; chemical synaptic transmission; monoatomic ion transmembrane transport. The record is from RefSeq and is a predicted model, not a curated record. NCBI's taxonomy places the organism in Eukaryota, Metazoa, Chordata, Actinopteri, Pomacentridae. Bases 2746 to 4179 code for a protein of 477 amino acids. The transcript is spliced from 10 exons. Gene Ontology annotation, cellular component: synapse; neuron projection; GABA-A receptor complex. Gene Ontology annotation, molecular function: extracellular ligand-gated monoatomic ion channel activity; GABA-A receptor activity; neurotransmitter receptor activity.